This is a messenger RNA of Oncorhynchus keta (chum salmon), 2152 nucleotides long. RefSeq names its product phenylethanolamine N-methyltransferase. Lineage: Eukaryota; Metazoa; Chordata; Actinopteri; Salmoniformes; Salmonidae. Gene Ontology annotation, molecular function: phenylethanolamine N-methyltransferase activity. Gene Ontology annotation, cellular component: cytosol. The transcript has 3 exons. The coding region runs from base 359 to 1213 and encodes 284 amino acids. The record is from RefSeq and is a predicted model, not a curated record.
CCCCAUGCUAGGAGAAGUGGAAUAGUGGAUGGCCCAAAGGUAUCAGGUGGUCACACCGUCCGAGAAAGAGGCAGAGGGGAUCGCUAUCUCGUCUGAUAAGAAAGAAAGAGAGAGAGAGAGAGAGAGAGAGAGAGACUACCCCAAAGCAUAGGAACACAGACAGACAUAGACAAAGCACACGCACAGACUGACCACACACACACACACACAACACGACACACACAGGUAUUAAUACUGGGGGAGACAGAGACCGUUUUCCACCCACCUUCCCUGACCCACUGAUAGAAAGGCAGAAAAGGGAGAACAGGAAAGGAGUGACACGAGUGGGAAAGAGGGGUUCUGAUAGAGAGAAAAAGGCAUGGACAGGGAGGCAAAAAAUGAAAAAGAAGAGAACGACAGAGAGAGAGAGAAGGGGGUGGCGGCGAUGGUAGCUUGUUACCAAGGCUUUGAUCCAGCAGCCUAUCUACAGUAUAACUACAUGCCACCGCGGGCGGACUUUGACCGGCAAGACAGCAUCGUACCCUGGAAACUAGGAUGUCUGCACAGAGCUUUUAACGAGGGUGACGUGGGAGGUGACGUGUUGGUGGACGUGGGUUCAGGGCCCACUCUAUACCAGGUGUUGAGCGGCUGUGAGGUGUUCGACACUGUGUUUCUCACAGACUUCCUGGAGGUGAACAGGCAGGAGCUGAGGCGUUGGCUGCAGGGUGAGGGCUACAGCAGCCUGGACUGGACCCCCUACCUGCAGCAUGUCUGCAAGCUGGAGGGCCGACGCCCUUCAGCGUGGACCGAGAAAGCCGCGCGCCUGCGUUCUGUUGUCUCCGACAUUCUCCCCAUCGACGUGCAUCUCCCCCGCCCCCUGCACCCUGACUCCCAGCUCCCCACUGCCGGCGCCGACUGCCUGGUGUCCUGCUUCUGCCUGGAAAGCGUCAGUCCUGACCUGGCCUCCUUCACCCGGGCCCUGGGCCACAUCAGGGGCCUUCUCCGGCCCGGGGGCCACCUGCUCCUCAUCGGGGCCCUGGGUGAGAGCUACUACAUGGGGGGGCCCGGUGUGCGCAUCCCUGUGGUGCACCUGGAUGAGGCCCAGGUUUGUGCCAGCGUGAGGGCCAGUGGGUACACGUUGGUGAGGCUGGAGGUGUACACGCUGCCCCAGGGCAUGAUGGUGGGGGUGGACGACGUGACGGGCGUGUUCUUUGUGAAGGCCAGGAAGCCAUAGAGGAGAAGAAUGAGGAAAGGAGAGGAGGAAAGGAGAGGAGGAGGAAGGUGGGUGAAGGUGGGAGGGGAGGGAGAGUAGUGGAAGUAGGAGGAGGAGGAGGAUGUGCGAGGUUGGAAGAGACUAGGAUGAGUAGAAGUCUAAAACAGAUGAGGUCAGAAAGUAAACAAUAGAUGAUGAGGAAGAUACGGAGUUCAAAAAGAGAGGAAGAGGUAGAAGAUGUUGGAAUAUUGAGCAGGCAAACUGUAUUUAAAAAGAGGAGAAGGAGAGAGGGGAAAGAUUGGAACAGAACAGUGAGGAAGUAAACAAUAAUAUGAGAUUAAAAACACAUAAAGAAAAUAGUAUUUUUAAUGCGAGAAGUGAAAGGGAGAAAGAGUAGGAGAGGAUGAUUGCUAACAAUUUCCACAAUAGAAAUCCAAAUAACAUUUAUGGCCCUUCACUGACAUUUGACUUAAAGAAUAAAAGGUCUACUUCUGCCCCCUACUGUUGAAAUGAACUCACUGACGCGUCAUGAUCUUAGUCUUGAUCCCACUGGUUGCAUUUACAUAGGCAGUCAAAGGCAAUUACUUCAUAGAGCCUGAAUUUGACUAGCUUGGUGGAAGACCCAAGUAUGUUUUCAUACUUGAACUUCGACCCGAGAAGUCAUGUAAAUCUAACAGUGAAGUUAUUUUCUAUCAGGAUUAUGAUUAGCGUUUUAGGGGUAGUCAGCGAUUGGCCAUGUUGUUAGCUUUUAAAGAAAAUGUGUUAGUUUGUCACAGAAAAGACUAAAUAGGCUUUUAGUCUCAAUUGAGUUAGUUUAAAAAAAAAAUGUACAUCAAAGUUCCAUGCUCUCAAAACCAUUAACCAAUCCUUUUGUAUGUUUAAAAUAUAUUUUUUAUUGUUGUCUCUUAUUGUGUUAUGUGUUAUUUUCUCUGGCUACUUUUGGCUUGUGGCUUCACUGAC